AUGCCGCAAGAAUGUAUUCCAUGGUUGCUUCUAUGCAGAUGCGGUGAACGUCAACUGGAGAACAUCAGCAUAGCCAUCAUUCCGCUCAUACUAGAGGACUCUCCAGCGGACAGCUCAUUCGAGGAGGUAGAGGCUUCCGGGCCUCUGGACUCCGCAUGGAUGCCUAAAAGUGAGAUGAUUGUACCGCCUCCCGGACCUACAUCUCCCAAGCGUCAGUCGCCUCCUGCUUUGAUGCUCGCCGUUCUUGGACAAGAGGUUGUUCGCGUGGACAUCCCCGUAAUGGAGCCAGGGAUUUCCAUGUUCCCUGGUCUGGAAUUCACCUUCACAAAUGUACCACGUAAGUCUGAUUUCUUCUGUGUCUAUCGCAAUGGAUGA
This is a messenger RNA of Hydatigera taeniaeformis, 375 nucleotides long. The record is from the annotation of a GenBank genome assembly. Lineage: Eukaryota; Metazoa; Platyhelminthes; Cestoda; Cyclophyllidea; Taeniidae.